Loxodonta africana (African savanna elephant) is the source of this 1768-nucleotide messenger RNA. RefSeq names its product reticulocalbin 2 (gene RCN2). Gene Ontology annotation, molecular function: calcium ion binding. The coding region runs from base 16 to 969 and encodes 317 amino acids. The record is from RefSeq and is a predicted model, not a curated record. The transcript is spliced from 7 exons. NCBI's taxonomy places the organism in Eukaryota, Metazoa, Chordata, Mammalia, Proboscidea, Elephantidae. Gene Ontology annotation, cellular component: endoplasmic reticulum.
CGACGGGCCGGCGCGAUGAGGCUGGGCCCGAGGCCCGCGGCGCUGGGGCUGCUGCUUGUGUGCGUCGCGGCGGCCGGCGCCGGCCACGCCGAGGAGCUGCACUACCCGCAGGGCGAGCACCGCACCGACUACGACCGCGAGGUGCUGCUGGGCGGCCAGGAUGAAGUCGAUGAAUAUGUUAAACUCAACCCCGAAGAACAGCAGCAAAGACUGAAGUCAAUCAUAAAGAAAAUUGACUUGGACUCAGAUGGCUUUCUCACCGAAAGUGAACUCAGUUCUUGGAUUCAGAUGUCUUUUAAACAUUAUGCUAUGCAAGAAGCAAAACAGCAGUUUGUCGAAUACGAUAAAAACAGUGAUGGCGUUGUGACUUGGGAUGAAUACAACAUUCAAAUGUAUGAUCGUGUGAUCGAUUUUGAUGAGAACACUGCUCUAGAUGAUGCAGAAGAGGAGUCUUUUAGGCAGCUUCAUUUAAAGGACAAGAUGCGAUUUGAAAAAGCUAACCAGGAUUCAGGCCCUGGUUUGAGUCUUGAAGAAUUUAUUGCUUUUGAGCAUCCUGAAGAAGUAGAUUAUAUGACGGAAUUUGUCAUUCAAGAGGCUUUAGAAGAACAUGACAAAAAUGGUGAUGGAUUUGUUAGUUUGGAAGAAUUUCUUGGUGAUUACAGGCGGGAUCCAACUGCAACUGAAGAUCCAGAAUGGAUACUUGUUGAGAAAGACAGAUUCGUGAAUGAUUAUGACAAAGAUAGCGAUGGUAGGCUUGAUCCCCUAGAGCUGUUAUCUUGGGUAGUGCCCAAUAAUCAGGGCAUUGCGCAAGAGGAGGCUCUUCAUCUAAUUGACGAAAUGGAUUUGAAUGGUGACAGAAAGCUCUCUGAAGAAGAGAUCCUAGAAAAUCGGGACUUGUUUCUUAGCAGUGAAGCCACAGAUUAUGGCAGACAGCUCCAUGAUGAAUAUUUCUAUCAUGAUGAGCUGUAAUCCCUGAGUGUGUUUGAGCAGAGUACUGACUCCUUUUAUCAUUUGUUACCAGCUUUACCUUUGUGAUAAAAUAUUGACGUUAUAUUUUACACACUAAGUCUUACCACAGUUGAAAUUAUCUUACUGUAAAUUAUAAUUUUGGCCUUUUAGAAGAAAAACAAAAACCUGAUACUUAUUUCAAAACGUCUUUGAAGAGAUAAACAUGAAUGUUGUGCCAUAUGACAAUAAAUUCUUUCCUAAAUACUCCAUCUGUUUAGGACUGUGUUGUGGAAUAUUCGAGUGGUAUUUCCAUACUUGAAAAAAAUGGAGACUUUUAGAGAUGCCUCAACAAUAUUAUUUAAGUAGUACGUGACUGAGCUAUCAAGUUUUGUUUUGUUGUAAGUAGAUUUAAUUUGGGAACGGACAGAAAGGACAGUGUUUUUAAAUUUAGCAUCUUGUUUUAAAACCUUUAAAGGAACCUUUAGAAGGACUUAUACCUCCCAUGUGAAUGUUGAGAAGUUCUGCUUAGUUUUAAAAUGGUUUCUAUAAAGGAUUUUAUGGUAUGAAUAGAACUUUAUAUUUUUGCAUACGUAUAGAUAGUAACUAUUUAAUGUAUAACAAUAGCAUUAUGGUGUGUGGAAUUUGACAUUGUCCAGAACUGUUUUCAUUUUUGACUGAUUAAAAAUGAAAUGUCCUGUCUUUUUAUAUAUUUGUUUUCCUAGCCUUCCAGAUAAACCUUGAGUUUAGCACAGGCUUGGUCAUUUUGUAUAUUAUCUUGCCUAAUUCUUUUCUGUAGUAAAUGUUUUCAAAACUGUUUAAA